Molecule: messenger RNA, 3959 nt
Organism: Benincasa hispida (wax gourd)
Lineage: Eukaryota; Viridiplantae; Streptophyta; Magnoliopsida; Cucurbitales; Cucurbitaceae
Product: autoinhibited Ca2+-ATPase 1
Biological process (GO): calcium ion transmembrane transport
Cellular component (GO): plasma membrane; intracellular membrane-bounded organelle
Molecular function (GO): P-type calcium transporter activity; calmodulin binding; ATP binding
Source: RefSeq, a predicted model, not a curated record
ACCAGAGCAGGAAAUAGCAGCAAAGGAAGUAAAAGAAAACGAGUGGAAGAAACUUCCUAACACCUUCCAGAUCACAGUAAUCGAGGUCAAAGAUGGUGGGUCUGGUUCUAGUACAAACCAACCAAUUAUAAAACACUGGACAGAACCAGCCACCGGUGGCCAUGGAGUCAAAGCCACGCUGCUGAAGAAUCAGAUGUUGUUUUUCUCUCUUCAAUUUAGACGAAUUAAACCUCUCUGUUCCUUCCUUAUUGCGCAUGUUUUUUUGUUUUUGCUAAUAGUAGAACAACUGGAAACCUAAUUGCACAGUAUUCCAUCAGAUCGACGACUAGGAGGAGACUGAUUCUUUCUAUAUUCGCAGCUCAGCCGCUGACUGUUCUUUUUACGGUUCUCUCUGUGUGUGUGAUGUUCCCGUUCUUCUUGCCCUUUGUUGUGGUUUGAUUUCUGCGCUGAACUUCAAGCUGAAGCAAGAUCUGGAGUUUUUGUUUUUUUUUUCCUUAAUAGCUGUAGAUCUUGAAGUUGAAGGUCAGAAGGUAAUAGAAUAGAGAUGGAAAGUUAUUUGAAUGAGAAUUUCGGCGACGUGAAGCCGAAGAACUCAUCGGAAGAAGCGCUUCAGAGAUGGAGGCGGCUUUGCUGGCUGGUCAAGAAUCGGAAACGGAGGUUUCGAUUUACUGCCAAUCUCUCUAAACGAUUUGAGGCCGAUGCUAUUAGACGCUCAAAUCAGGAGAAGUUCAGAGUUGCAGUUUUAGUUUCACAAGCAGCGCUUCAGUUCAUCAAUGGGUUGGAUUUGUCUCCUGAUUACGUUGUGCCUGAAGAGGUCAGACAAGCAGGUUUUGAAAUUUGUGCAGAUGAAGCAGGCUCCAUUGUUGACGGCCAUGACCUGAAGAAGCUGAAGAUUCAUGGGGGUGCUGAGGGUAUUGCAAUUAAGCUCGCCACGUCAAUGGAGACGGGAAUUCCUACUACGGACCAUUUGAUCCAGAAAAGAAAAGACAUUUAUGGAAUUAACAAAUUUACCGAAAGCCCACCUCGAGGAUUUUGGCUUUUUGUUUGGGAAGCUCUCCAGGAUACGACUCUAAUGAUACUCGCUUUCUGUGCUGUUGUUUCCCUUCUUGUUGGCAUAGUGAUGGAAGGAUGGCCGAAGGGUGCUCAUGAUGGGCUCGGCAUUGUUGCGAGUAUCUUGCUUGUUGUAUUUGUCACUGCCACCAGUGACUAUAGGCAAUCGCUUCAGUUCAAGGAUUUGGACAGGGAAAAGAAGAAAAUUGCAGUUCAGGUUACCAGAAAUGGGUUGAGACAAAAGAUUUCUAUAUACGAACUUCUUCCUGGUGAUAUUGUUCAUCUUGCCAUGGGUGAUCAGGUACCAGCAGAUGGACUUUUCGUUUCGGGGUACUCUCUUCUGAUAAAUGAAUCCAGUUUAACAGGUGAGAGCGAGCCAGUUAACGUAAAUUCUCAACAUCCUUUCCUCUUGUCCGGAACAAAGGUUCAGGAUGGUUCGUGUAAGAUGGUUGUGACUUCUGUUGGCAUGAGAACCCAAUGGGGAAAGCUGAUGGCCACUCUUAGCGAAGGAGGAGAUGAUGAGACUCCUUUGCAGGUAAAGCUCAAUGGGGUGGCGACAAUUAUUGGUAAAAUAGGCCUGUUUUUUGCUGUCAUAACUUUCGCUAUAUUGGUUCAAGGAUUGUUCAGUCGCAAGCUAGAAGAAGGGUCUUACUUCAACUGGUCCGGAGAUGAAGCAAGGGAAGUUUUGGAAUUCUUUGCUGUCGCCGUAACUAUUGUUGUGGUUGCUGUGCCUGAAGGGCUGCCUUUGGCGGUAACACUGAGUCUUGCUUUUGCAAUGAAAAAGAUGAUGAACGAUAAGGCACUUGUCAGGCACUUAGCUGCUUGUGAGACGAUGGGAUCAGCUACUACUAUUUGUAGUGACAAAACUGGGACCUUGACAACUAACCACAUGACUGUUGUGAAAGCAUGCAUCUGCAGCAAGGUGAAGGAAGUUAGCAAUUCUAGCAAGUGUUCCGAUUAUCGUUCAGAGCUUCCCGAUUCCGCUGUUGGUAUUUUGCUGCAAUCGAUAUUUAACAACACUGGCGGAGAAAUCGUCAAGAACAAAGAUGGCAAGAAUGAGACACUUGGGACGCCCACCGAGUCUGCGCUUCUGGAAUUCGGCCUUCUGCUUGGUGGGGAUUUCCAAGAAGAACGACAAAAGUCCAAAAUCGCAAGAGUCGAACCCUUCAAUUCUGUGAAGAAACGAAUGGGGGUUGUUCUGGAGCUCCCAGCUGGUGGCUUCCGCGCGCACAGCAAAGGUGCUUCAGAGAUCGUUUUAGCUUCAUGUGACAAAGUUCUUGACUGGAACGGUGAGGCAGUUCCUCUCAAUGAAGAGUCCAACAACUUUUUGAAGGAAACCAUCGAAGAAUUUGCGGGCGAAGCUCUUCGAACUUUGUGCUUGGCUUACAUGGACAUUGAAGGCGAGUAUAGCUCUGAAAGUCCGAUUCCCGCUAGUGGCUACACAUGCAUAGGAAUUGUUGGUAUCAAAGAUCCCGUUCGUCCGGGAGUCAAGGAGUCCGUUGCAAUUUGCAAGGCCGCCGGUAUAACCGUACGGAUGGUUACGGGAGAUAACAUCACCACCGCCAAAGCAAUUGCUAGGGAAUGUGGGAUUUUGACUGAUGAUGGUAUAGCAAUUGAAGGUCCUGAAUUCAGGGAGAAGAAGGAGGAAGAAUUGAGUGAAAUAGUACCAAAAAUUCAGGUUAUGGCUCGAUCUUCGCCAAUGGACAAACAUACUCUUGUAAAGCACUUGCGAACCACUUUUCAAGAGGUCGUUGCAGUUACUGGGGAUGGAACAAAUGAUGCUCCGGCGCUCCACGAAGCAGAUAUUGGAUUAGCUAUGGGCAUUGCUGGAACUGAGGUGGCAAAAGAGAGUGCUGAUGUAAUAAUUCUUGACGACAACUUCUCUACGAUUGCAACUGUUGCCAAAUGGGGGCGUUCAGUCUACAUAAAUAUCCAAAAGUUCGUCCAGUUUCAGCUAACGGUGAAUGUGGUUGCACUUCUCGUCAAUUUUUCUUCAGCUUGUUUGACAGGAAAUGCUCCCCUCACUGCUGUGCAAUUGCUUUGGGUCAACAUGAUAAUGGACACACUCGGAGCACUUGCAUUGGCAACUGAGCCUCCUACUGAUGACUUGAUGAAGAGAUUGCCAGUUGGUCGGAAAGGGAAUUUCAUUAGCAAUGUGAUGUGGAGAAAUAUCUUAGGGCAGUCAUUAUAUCAGUUUAUAAUAGUUUGGUAUCUCCAGACGAGAGGACAAGCUCUUUUUCAUCUUGAUGGCCCAGAUUCUGGAUUGAUACUGAAUACACUAAUUUUCAAUGCCUUCGUCUUUUGUCAGGUUUUCAAUGAGAUAAGCUCAAGAGACAUGGAAAAGAUAAACGUGUUUGAAGGAAUAUUGAAGAACUACGUCUUUGUGGCAGUUCUCGCUUGCACUGUCCUUUUCCAGAUCGUAAUCGUCCAAUUCCUGGGAACAUUUGCAAACACCUAUCCUCUAAACUUACAGCAAUGGUUUGUCACUGUGUUAUUUGGAUUCCUUGGCAUGCCAAUUGCAGCAGCUUUGAAGAUGAUUCCGGUUGGAUCAGACUGAAAACAGUUUCUUCUUAACUCUAAAAGUUUAGAGCAGAAAACUCAUUUUCUUUUCCCAAUUUUUUUGGGGUCAUCUCCUCACGAAUUUGAAUUACACUUCAAUCAGUUAGACAAGCUACCAAAAACUUGAGGUAAGGAUAACCUUGUGCAGAAGAAGUUGAUCUUUCCUGUAUAUUUUUAGCCCCUCUCAAAAGUUGCCUACCAACGACUUAUUUUUCUUUUUUUCUUUUACUUUUCCUUUUUAAAAGGAAGCUGUUAUAGGACAUCAGUUUUGGAUCAUUAAAGGUCCUCUCAAUAUGCUUGUAUUUAUAACUCAUUUCUUUUGAUUUAUUGCUUAGUAUUUUGUUAGAACA